This is a messenger RNA of Eupeodes corollae, 968 nucleotides long. Its product is annotated as pyridoxine/pyridoxamine 5'-phosphate oxidase-like. NCBI's taxonomy places the organism in Eukaryota, Metazoa, Arthropoda, Insecta, Diptera, Syrphidae. The record is from RefSeq and is a predicted model, not a curated record. Gene Ontology annotation, biological process: pyridoxal 5'-phosphate biosynthetic process; pyridoxine biosynthetic process. The coding region runs from base 91 to 828 and encodes 245 amino acids. The transcript has 4 exons. Gene Ontology annotation, molecular function: FMN binding; pyridoxamine phosphate oxidase activity.
AUGAGAUGCCCAUCUUGGUAAAUUAAGUGUUUUUGGUUUAAACUUGCACUUCAGAGACGUAGACAUUUAGACAAUAACAAUUUUUAUUUAAUGAAAAAUAUUUUUCCAAUAUUGAUAAGAAAAAUGUCAUCAAUAAACUCAACUAUUUCUUCAUUAAGAAUGAAAUACAUGGAAAAAAAACAAGUGUUUCUAGAAGAAAAUAUUAAAGUUAAAGAACCCAUACAUUUAUUCAACGAAUGGUUGGAAAUCGCUUUGAAAACUGAUGAAAUAUUAGAACCUAAUGCAGCUUGCUUAGCAACAGUCAAUAAGGACGGAUUACCUUCAAACCGAUUUGUUUUAGUAAAGGAAGUAAUUCCAGAAGGUUUUAUAUUCUUUACAAACUAUGGAAGUCGAAAAGCACAGGACAUUCUCUGCAACCCUAAUGUGGCAUUAACAUUUUACUGGUGCCCACUACGAAGAUCAGUUCGAAUAGAAGGGAUAGCUGACAAAAUUUCACUUGCAGAUUCGCUUAAUUAUUUUAGUCAACGACCACGUGCCAGCCAGAUUGGAGCAUUAGCUAGUCCUCAAAGUACAGUUAUUGAGAGCCGAAAAUACUUGGAUGAAGUUGAAUCAAAUAUCAAAGCUGAAGUAGGAGAAAAUAAAGUUCCAAUGCCAAAUUGGGGCGGUUAUUUAAUAAAACCAAGUUUAAUUGAGUUUUGGCAGGGACAAACAGAUCGCCUUCAUGAUAGAAUCAGAUUUCGUAGAGGAUCAAAGAAAGUAGAAGAUGUUGAUGAAACGAUGGUUCAUUGCGGAGAGAAUGGUUGGGUUUACGAGCGUUUAGCUCCAUAAUGUAAUUUGUUAAUGUAAUUGUAAGGGUUUUAAAAGCUAAUUAAGUAAUUGCAUGUUAAAUAUUAUAUUUUCUUACUGGAUUCACAAAAUAAUUUGUUUAUAUGAAAUCUUUUGAAUAAAAAUUAAAUCUUAAAAAAAAA